Messenger RNA from Lactuca saligna, 2504 nucleotides. NCBI's taxonomy places the organism in Eukaryota, Viridiplantae, Streptophyta, Magnoliopsida, Asterales, Asteraceae. The record is from the annotation of a GenBank genome assembly.
AUGGUUUCUUCUCAAUUAACUGCUUUAAUUGAGAACAAGCCAUUCAAAUCCUCCAAGAACUAUUUUCAAUUCCCAAAAAACCCUCCCAAUGAAACAUCAGAUACUCUUGAAUUGGACUUUUCUGAUACAUUUGGUCCUCUCCCACUGCCAGCUGGCAAUUCUGAAAUUCCAAGCGAUGACCCUGUGGUCAUUUACAGCCGUUCACAUUCUUUAGUGGGCCCCACGCCAUGUGUAAGCCAUUUGCUCAAUCUAAGGAAGUUAACCAUAUGUGAAACGGAUGAAUCAUUGGAGGAUUUCAGUGAUGUGAUAGAUAAAGAGAUUGAAGAAGAAGAAGAAGAUUCUGAAAAUGGUUGUAAGGUGAAAACCAUAGGGCUUGAAGAUUUUGAAGUCAUGAAAGUUGUGGGGCAAGGGGCUUUUGGUAAAGUGUAUCAAGUGAGAAAGAGAGAUAGUUUGGAAAUAUAUGCAAUGAAAGUUGUGAGAAAAGAUAAGAUUGUGGAGAAAAAUCAUGCUGAGUAUAUGAAAGCAGAGAGGGAUAUCUUGACAAAGAUUGAUCAUCCCUUUAUUGUCCAGCUUCGUUACUCUUUCCAGACAAAAUAUCGACUUUACCUCGUUUUGGACUUUGUGAAUGGUGGACAUCUUUUUUUCCAGCUAUAUCACCAUGGACUGUUUCGAGAGGAUUUGGCGCGUAUUUAUGCUGCAGAGAUUGUUUCAGCUGUUUCUCACCUUCAUGCAAAUGGGAUAAUGCAUAGGGAUCUUAAGCCUGAAAAUAUACUACUUGAUGUGGAUGGACAUGCAUUGCUUACGGAUUUUGGGCUAGCAAAAGAGUUUGAUGAAAAUGCAAGAUCAAAUUCUUUAUGUGGAACAGUAGAAUACAUGUCACCUGAAAUUAUUCUUGGGAAAGGCCAUGACAAGGCUGCUGAUUGGUGGAGUGUUGGAAUCUUGUUGUUUGAGAUGCUCACAGGACAGCCACCGUUUCAUGGAGGAAACAGGGACAAAGUACAGAAAAAGAUAGUGAAAGACAAGAUGAAGCUCCCUGCAUUUUUGUCAAGUGAAGCACAUGCACUUUUGAAAGGGUUGCUGCAAAAGGAUCCAAGCAAGAGGCUAGGCAAUGGGGUAACAGGAAGUGAUGAAAUAAAGAAUCACAAAUGGUUCAAACCGAUAAACUGGAAGAAACUGGAUGCGCGUGAAAUCCAGCCGAGUUUUCGUCCGGAAGUUUCUGGAAAUCAAUGCAUUGCUAACUUUGAUAAACGUUGGACGGAUAUGCCCCUACUGGAUUCACCUGCAUCCAGCCCAAAUGGCUCAUCUGACCUCUUUCAGGGGUUCACUUAUGUCAAGCCUGCUGCCUCUUUUCUUCACAGACAAAGCCCAGCUUGCUAAUGGUACUCACUCUACUUAUUUGUUCUAAAAAACUUGUAUUUCUGAUUUCAAUUUUAGUGUGUUUAAUUACAAAUGUUAUUUGUGAUAUGCUUAAAAUAGUUUAUUGCGACUUAUAAUUAUGUAAGUCCAUAAAUUAAAGUUUGUUUUAAUUAGAUGUCAAAACCCUUAAAUUUUUUGAGGUAACUAGGUGAAACAAAACUAAAAGCUGGUCAUUAUUUAAUAAAAUUUAAUUUGAAACCGAGUAGUGGAAAUAACACAAGAAAAAUAUGAGACAACUGGAAUAUGGCGUUACUUUGGUGUAUCUUAUAAAACAGACAAGUGUCAUUACUUACAUGUAACAUAUGUUUGUAGAUUCAUUGUACGACUGUAACAUAUGGUAAAAAGUAAAUAGUAAAUACCACCAUUGUUUAAAGCUCAUCAAGGAAAUGGAAUCCUCCAUCAAACUCAUGCUUUUUCUUGCAACCCCAAUGACACUUCCAUUUGCAUAAGGAAUUAAAAAGCGUGAGCCUUGUGGAAUGUCGCGAUAUGAUGCUUGAUGUUGAAGGAGAUUUUGAGAGAAUGAUUGCAUACCCAUCAUCCAUAUACUCUGUUCCAUCAGGAAACACCUGCCACAAAAGGGACCCACCUCCACUCCCUCCUUUCUUAGCUGAAUCAAGUAAUGUGUUGUACACCGUGCUUAUUAAGUUGUCCCUGUAUGACUCGUUGUACCCCGGAUCCUUUUUAGAUACACCAAACUCACUGAAAACAACCGGCAUCCCGAGGUAGUUCUCCGCAUCAUCAAUGUGUGAUUGCAUCCAUGACUUUGUGAAUGCGAUAUGAUCAUUAGAUAUCGAUGGUGAAAUCCAAGAGUCUGCAUAAAUAUGAACAGAAGCAAAAUCAACACCAAGAACUUGAUGGUUUCUGAUGAAAUCGGUACCCACUUGUUGAGCAUAGGUAUUUGGAUUGUAUUGAACCUUAUUAGGUGUUGAAGGACCAUAAAAUCCUUCAAGACCGAUUUCCACUAGAUGUUUUGGAUCGAUUGUUUUCACAUAAACCGCCAUCUCUUCUAUCCAUUCCUAUAUGAUUACGUACUGUAUACUUAGUUCAAAGCAUACAAAUCAUAAAUGUUUUUUUUUUAUCGAUAAACC